GUCUCGAAUCUGCAUAGCGUGGUAAAAUCCAAAAUACAUUGUAAGUUAUAUUUUUUCUCAGGAGAUGUAUCCGGCAUUGACAGAUAAAAUUGAAUCUGAAUACCCAAAUUCUGUUACUAAAGCAAUGGACGGAGUUUUCAGACCGUUACUAGCAAAUAUUAUCCUGAACUUUGAUGAACCGAAGUUUCGGAAAAUUAAAAUAGAAAACCCAGUUAUUAAACAGUAUACUGAGGGGUUAUCGAAUAACUUUAAGGAGUAUCUGUUUGAUGUUUUGAAAUUUUCUGAAUCAAGCAAUGAACCAGGUGUUCUAAUAUUUUCAGGAGAUAGAAAUACAUUGAAAGAAGCGGAUGUUAUUUUCUCUGCUAUAGAAAAAUAUUUUGAAAGAAAAAAAUUAAAACCUUUGCAACUGCACCCUGAAGAAAGGGAAGCGAAUCCUCAUCUUAACCCUGCCAAAGCUGCUUUGACAGCUGCACAAAGUUCUUCGAAUGUCUGUUCAUCGUCUGACAAAAGUGAUGAGGUGUCUAAUAACCCAUUUAUUGAUAAGGACUUUGAAGCGGUUUCUGAUUUAAAGGAAACAGCUCGACAUACAUUACUACACGUUCCAAGAGUACGAAAUUGCUUCUUCGAUGCAAAAACCUUUUCAUUGCGACAGAUGCUUCAUGGGCGUGUAUAUGUAUGCACAGAAAAGUGUAAAAAUGACUGCUUAGAAGCACAUUGGCACCUUUUUUCAGGAAAAGGUUUGGUUUACGCUUACGUUGCCCAUCUUUCGAGCGAUGCGAAGGAGUUACUACAUUUAGGGAUAGAAUAUGGUUAUCAGUAUAACAGCCUUCCUGGUUCUAGCAACUUUAGAAAAACAAUCAAUUUUACCGAAAAGCUCAUAUCUUUUGAUGGCAAACUGCUAAUUAACAAUCACCCAAACAAACCAGUUGAGUCGUGCAUUUACUGUGGUGUACCAUUUUCAAAAAUUUUUCUAUAAAUAUAUCCUUGUCUUUACUUUUGCUAUUAUUGAUACUAAUAUGAUCGCAUAUGGUAAAAAUAUAUAAAUCCAAAUAAAAAA
Molecule: messenger RNA, 1057 nt
Organism: Phytomonas sp. Hart1
Lineage: Eukaryota; Euglenozoa; Kinetoplastea; Trypanosomatida; Trypanosomatidae
Source: the annotation of a GenBank genome assembly